Messenger RNA from Cottoperca gobio, 1673 nucleotides. It is a transcript of the gene chrna9a, whose product is annotated as cholinergic receptor, nicotinic, alpha 9a. NCBI's taxonomy places the organism in Eukaryota, Metazoa, Chordata, Actinopteri, Perciformes, Bovichtidae. Bases 54 to 1673 code for a protein of 539 amino acids. Gene Ontology annotation, cellular component: postsynaptic membrane. The transcript is spliced from 7 exons. Gene Ontology annotation, molecular function: transmembrane signaling receptor activity; acetylcholine-gated monoatomic cation-selective channel activity. The record is from RefSeq and is a predicted model, not a curated record. Gene Ontology annotation, biological process: monoatomic ion transmembrane transport.
CUCAGAGACUGCUUUGCUGAAUAAUUGAUCCCUCGGCUUGUGACUGGUUGAAAAUGAGGAAGGCAGCGCUGAUGGUUUGGAUCAGCCUUUUGGUGCAAGUGUCCCACGGUGCUCAGGGUCAUUAUGCCCGCAAACUUCUGGCUGACCUGAUGGAGGGCUACUCUAACGCUCUGAGGCCAGUGGACGACACAGACAAAGCCCUCAAUGUCUCCCUGCAGAUCACGCUGUCACAGAUCAAAGAUAUGGAUGAGAGGAACCAGGUGCUAACCACGUACCUGUGGAUCAGGCUGGUCUGGCAUGACGCCUACCUGAAGUGGGACAAGGAGGACUAUGAUGACCUUGAGAUGAUCAAUAUACCCAGCGACCUGGUUUGGAAGCCGGACAUCGUCCUCUACAAUAAGGCAGAUGAGGAGUCAGGUGCAUCCAGCACUAAUGUGAAGCUGCGUUAUAAUGGAGAGAUCAUCUGGGACUCUCCAGCGAUCACAAAGAGCACAUGCGUGGUGGACGUCUCCUACUUCCCUUUCGACUGGCAACAGUGCAAACUCACCUUCGGAUCCUGGACCUACAAUGGCAACCAGGUGGACAUCAGUUUGGGCAUGGACAGCGGUGACCUGUCUGACUUUGUGGAGAAUGUGGAGUGGGAGUGUCACGGCAUGCCAGCAGUUAGAAACGUCAUGAUGUACGGCUGCUGCUCCGACCCUUACACAGAUAUCACCUAUACUCUGGUCCUGAAGCGUCGUUCCUCUUUCUACAUCUUCAACUUGCUCCUGCCCUGCUUCCUCAUCUCGUUCCUGGCCCCGCUGGGCUUCUACCUGCCGGCCGACUCGGGGGAGAAGGUUUCCCUCGGGGUCACGGUGCUGCUGGCGCUCACUGUGUUCCAGUUGUUGGUGGCUGAGAGCAUGCCUCCUGCAGAGAGCAUGCCCUAUAUAGGGAAGUACUACAUAGCCACCAUGACUAUGAUCACAGCCUCCACCUCUCUGACCAUCUUCAUCAUGAACAUUCAUUUCUGUGGUGCUGAGGCCAAGCCGGUCCCUCACUGGGCUAAGGUGCUCAUCAUAGACUACAUGUCCAAAAUCUGCUUUGUGUACGAGGUGGGGGAGAACUGCACUACGCCGGAGAGUGAGAAGAGCCCGCUGUAUCCCGAGGAUCCCGUGAACGAUGACAAUUUCCACGACUACCAUCACGACAGCGACCCGUACAAGUACAGCAACGGCCACGCCGUGCAUCAUCACAGCAAGCAACACAAAAGCCAGGCGAAUGGCAACGGCAACAAUAGCCAUCUCCAUUACAACAACCCCGCUUCCAGCCUGGAGAGGGGCGAGGGGAAGCUGGAGCCCACACAGCGCUACCACCACAUUAGGAGGGAUGAACUGGACUACCAGGCUCCUCUUCAUCCACAGAACCUUCAGCACCUGAAUGGAGGGCUGAAGAAGCAGCUCCUCUAUCCCACAGAGAAAGUCCCGGCCUGUCCCUGCUGCUGCCCCUGCCUCCAACAUAAACAGAUGGUGAAGAACAUCCAGUACAUCGCCAACUGCUUCCGCGAGCAGAGAGCUACUUGUGUCAAGGCCGCAGAGUGGAAGAAGGUUGCCAAGGUGAUGGAUAGGUUUUUCAUGUGGAUCUUCUUCGUAAUGGUCUUUCUCAUGAGCAUCCUCAUCAUCGCCAAGGCAUCCUGA